Messenger RNA from Penicillium soppii, 420 nucleotides. RefSeq names its product huntingtin-interacting protein K. Lineage: Eukaryota; Fungi; Ascomycota; Eurotiomycetes; Eurotiales; Aspergillaceae. The coding region runs from base 1 to 420 and encodes 139 amino acids. Gene Ontology annotation, biological process: negative regulation of apoptotic process; protein stabilization. The transcript has 2 exons. The record is from RefSeq and is a predicted model, not a curated record.
AUGUCUGAUCCCAUCCCAUCCGCAGCAGCUGAUCCAAAUAACGUGGAGAAACCCCUUCCCUCGAAUGCCGAAGAUCGCAAAGCGGCCGCCGCCCUCUCCUCUCUCAAAACAAAUGAGAUCGUAACGGAGGGUGCCUCCGGCAGGGCACCGGACACUGCCAGCCAGGAAGCUCUGGGAAAAGCAAUGAGCCGACUUGAGAUAGCUGUUGGACAAGCUUCGAAUAAUAAUGGAGUGGCUGCAAGGAAGUCUCAAGAGGCGGCCAAGAGAAAGGUGGUUAAGGUUGCUUCGGCUGAUGUUGCCUUGCUGGUGGAUCAUCUAGAUCUGACCAAAGCGAAGGCUACUGAUUUACUAAAAGUGCAUGACGGUGAUGUUACGAUGGCGAUCAAAGCAUUCAUUGCACCCCCCUCUAUUCGGGUGUAA